Molecule: messenger RNA, 6710 nt
Organism: Vidua chalybeata
Lineage: Eukaryota; Metazoa; Chordata; Aves; Passeriformes; Viduidae
Gene: GRIN2A
Product: glutamate ionotropic receptor NMDA type subunit 2A
Exons: 13
Coding region: 402-4814 (1470 amino acids)
Biological process (GO): synaptic transmission, glutamatergic; monoatomic ion transport; long-term synaptic potentiation
Cellular component (GO): postsynaptic membrane; NMDA selective glutamate receptor complex; postsynaptic density membrane
Molecular function (GO): transmitter-gated monoatomic ion channel activity involved in regulation of postsynaptic membrane potential; NMDA glutamate receptor activity
Source: RefSeq, a predicted model, not a curated record
GGGUGGAGCCCGCCGCACCUCCCGGACUCCGUGCCGCCAGUCCCCGCCGCUUCCAAGGAACCGAGAGCAGCGCGGGGGCUCCGUGCCUGCCGUCCUGGGGAACUGCUGCGGCAAUAUCGCAAUUUAAAAUAAGAGACGAGAGAAAAAAAAAAAAAAAGAAAAAAAAAAGAUGAAGACGCUUAAAUGCCUCCUGCCAAAAGUAAAGAGCAAAUCUCAGUUGCAAUGGCUCUGCUAAAACUUGAUCAUGCGGGAUUUCAAGCGAUAAAGAGCUGCCGGGCUGCUAUUUACUGCGGUGGGAACAGGUUGCAGGAUGAAAUCCAGGCGUUAAGGGACCUAUUUUCCACUUCAUUGUUUGCAAAGGAAUCUACUGAAAUGACUUUGAGGAUCUUUAAACUGGAACUAUGUGGAGGGAGAAUGCAGGGAUAAAGCUGGCAAAGAUGAGGAAAAUUGGCUGUGCUCUCCUGGUACUCCAAGCUCUUCUGGCACCUUUGGAUCUUGUUCGUGGAGCAGAGAAAAAUUAUCCCAUCCUGAACAUUGCAGUGAUUCUGGGAAGGACCAAGUAUAUAACAGAGAGAGAUAUCAGAGCUCUCUGGACCAGGGAAAUGGCAGCAGACCUGACUGUUGAUAUCAAUGUAGUGACUCUUCUUGUGAACCAGACUGACCCUAAGAGCAUCAUAACACAUGUUUGUGACUUGAUGUCAGGCACCAAGAUCCAUGGAGUGGUUUUUGGAGAUGACACUGAUCAGGAGGCAGUAGCUCAGAUUUUGGAUUUUAUUUCAUCUCAGACUUCUAUUCCAAUUCUUGGAAUUCAUGGCGGGGCCUCCAUGAUAAUGGCAGAUAAGGAUGUCAUGUCCACGUUCUUCCAGUUUGGGGCUUCCAUCCAGCAAGAAGCCAUUAUCAUGCUGAAGAUCAUGCAGGAUUAUGACUGGCACGUGUUCUCUCUGGUGACCACCACCUUCCCUGGAUAUCGAGAUUUCAUCAAUGUCAUUAAGACCACUGUGGAAAACAGUUUUGUGGGCUGGGACAUGCAGAACGUCAUCAUACUCGAUACUGCCUUCGGAGAUGCCAAGACCCAAAUUCAGCUGAAGAAAAUCCAUUCAUCUGUCAUCCUGCUGUAUUGUUCCAAGGAUGAAGCUGUCUACAUCCUGGAUGAGGCUCGCUCCCUGGGCCUUACUGGCUAUGAUUUCUUUUGGAUAGUUCCCAGCCUGGUUAGUGGUAACACAGAAAUCACUCCCAAGGAGUUUCCUUCAGGACUCAUUUCAGCAGCUUAUGAUGAGUGGGACUACAGUUUAGAAGCUCGGGUACGGGAUGGCCUUGGGGUCAUUGCCACUGCUGCAUCAGCCAUGCUGGAAAAGUACUCCUUCAUUCCUGAAGCAAGAACGAGCUGCUAUGGACAACUGGAGAAAAAUGACCGGCCCUCUCAAACCUUGCACAAGUUUAUGAUGAAUGUGACGUGGGAAGGCAGAGAUUUGUCCUUCACAGCAGAUGGUUACCAGGCCCACCCCAGGCUGGUGGUGAUAGUGCUGAACAACGAGCGGGAGUGGGAGAAGGUGGGGAAGUGGGAGAACAACUCCCUGAGCCUCAAGUACUCAGUGUGGCCGAGGUACAGCUCCUUUGCAGACAGCGACCCCGACGACAACCACCUGAGCAUUGUCACCCUGGAGGAGGCUCCCUUUGUCAUCGUUGAGGAUGUGGAUCCUCUCAUGGAAAGCUGCCAAAAAAACACCGUGCCAUGCCGGAAAUUUGUCAAACUUAACAACAAAACUAACGAGGGAACUAAUGUAAAGAAGUGCUGCAAAGGAUUCUGCAUCGAUAUCUUGAAGAAGUUGUCUAAAACUGUCAAGUUCACAUAUGACCUGUACUUGGUGACGAAUGGGAAGCAUGGCAAAAAAGUCAAUAACGUGUGGAACGGAAUGAUCGGUGAAGUGGUGUACCACCGGGCAGUGAUGGCUGUGGGCUCCCUCACCAUCAACGAGGAGCGCUCGGAAGUCGUCGACUUUUCGGUGCCGUUCGUGGAGACUGGGAUCAGUGUCAUGGUGUCACGGAGCAACGGCACGGUUUCACCAUCUGCUUUUCUAGAGCCUUUUAGUGCUUCUGUCUGGGUGAUGAUGUUUGUGAUGCUUCUCAUCGUGUCUGCCAUGGCUGUCUUUAUAUUUGAGUACUUUAGUCCUGUAGGGUACAACAGGAACCUAGCACAAGGGAGAGAUCCCCAUGGACCAUCCUUUACCAUUGGAAAGGCAGUGUGGUUACUGUGGGGCUUGGUCUUCAACAACUCUGUGCCUGUGCAAAACCCCAAGGGGACAACGAGUAAGAUCAUGGUAUCAGUCUGGGCUUUCUUUGCUGUCAUUUUCCUGGCCAGUUACACUGCCAACUUAGCUGCCUUUAUGAUUCAAGAGGAAUUUGUUGACCAAGUGACUGGGCUGAGUGAUAAAAAGUUUCAAAGGCCACAUGAUUAUUCACCUCCUUUUCGGUUUGGAACGGUCCCAAAUGGAAGCACUGAGAGGAACAUCCGAAACAACUACCCUGAUAUGCACCUUUACAUGACCAAGUUUAACCAGAAAGGAGUCGAAGAUGCCUUGGUCAGCUUGAAAACUGGGAAGUUGGAUGCUUUUAUCUAUGAUGCAGCAGUGCUGAAUUACAAGGCUGGAAGAGAUGAAGGCUGCAAACUUGUCACAAUAGGCAGUGGGUACAUCUUUGCCACCACUGGCUAUGGGAUUGCUCUCCAGAAAGGAUCACCUUGGAAGAGACAAAUUGAUCUCGCACUCCUUCAGUUUGUGGGAGAUGGGGAAAUGGAAGAGUUAGAAACCCUGUGGCUGACUGGUAUUUGUCACAACGAGAAGAACGAAGUCAUGAGCAGCCAGCUGGACAUCGACAACAUGGCAGGAGUGUUUUAUAUGCUUGCAGCAGCCAUGGCACUCAGCUUAAUAACCUUUGUCUGGGAGCACUUAUUUUACUGGAAACUUAGAUUCUGCUUCACUGGAGUCUGCUCAGAUAGGCCGGGAUUGCUGUUCUCAAUCAGCAGGGGUAUUUACAGUUGCAUUCAUGGAGUACACAUUGAAGAGAAAAAGAAGUCUCCUGACUUUUCUUUGACCAAUUCACAAACCAACAUGUUAAAACUGCUGCGAACAGCGAAAAACAUGACCAAUAUCAAUCCUUCAAGGAUUGACUCUCCCAAAAGAACAGCUGAUUUUAUUCAGAGGGGUUCUUUGAUUAUGGACAUGGUCAUGGAUAAGGGAAACUUGAUAUUUUCUGAUAACAGAUCCUUUCAGACAAAGGACAACUUUUUUGGUGACAACAUAGGUGAACUGCAGACACUUCCUGGCAAUCGACACAAGGACAAUCUGAACAACUAUGUUUUCCAAGGGCAGCAUCCUCUCACACUGAAUGAAUCCAAUCCAAAUACGGUAGAGGUUGCAGUAACAACAGAAGCAAAAGCGAACUCCAGACCCAGGCAGCUUUGGAGGAAAUCUGUUGAAUCUUUACGCCAAGAUUCUGUACGUCCGGGCCAAGGUUCCCAGAGAGAAAAUGGGUCAGAGGAAAACAGGCAGCUUUCAUUGAAAAGCCAAAGAUACCUUCCUGAAGAGAUUGUCCAUUCAGAUGUCUCAGAGACAUCAAGCAGAGCUACUUGCCACAUGGAAGCUGAAAACAACAACAAGCACCACAAAACCAAGGACAAUUUUAAAAAAAGGACAGUAGCAUCAAAAUACCCAAAAGACUGUAGUGAAGUGGAACUGACAUAUCUGAAAACCAAACAGGGCUCUCCACGGGAUAAAAUCUACACGAUUGACGCUGACAAGGAGCCAGGAUUCCGCUUGGACACACCUCAGUACAUUGAAAACAUUGUCCUUCCAGAACCUGUAGAGCUUCCUGAUGUUUACCAAGAUCAUAACGACAACUACAGGAAAGCCGAACACGCUAACAGGACUCCAUCACAUAAUGAAGACAGUCUUCCAAAUAAUGACCAGUUUAAACUUUAUGGAAAGCACUACACUCUCAAAGAAAAAAAUACUACCCUUGGUGACAUGAAUGAUAGGUACAGGCAGAAUUCCACGCACUGCAGGAGCUGUCUCUCCAACAUGCCCACUUACGCGGGGCACUACUCGACCAGAUCUCCCUAUAAAUGCGAUGCAUGCUUGCGGAUGGGGAACCUCUAUGAUAUUGAGGAAGAUCAGAUGCUGCAGGAUACAACGAACUUAUCACUUCCUGAAGAAAUAUAUGAGCGUACUUGGUCACAAAGUAGUGCUCUGCAAUAUCAUAAAAAGAAUAAACUGAGGAUUAGCAGGCAACACUCUUUUGAUAAUAUCGCUGAUAAGUCCAGGGAAAUUGAUAUUGGAAGACCUUCUCGUAGUAUAAGCUUGAAAGAAAGAGAGAAAUUUCUUCAAAGUAGUCCAUAUGCAAGCAUGUUUAGUGUUCCCUCAAGCAAACUGUUGAGCAACAAGGCCUCACUUUUAACUCAUGCUCUGGAGGACAGUAAGCGGAGCAAGUCCCUGUACGCUGUUCACUCGGAUGAUAACCCCUUCCUGCACUCCUAUCGUGAUGACCAGCAUUUAUCUCUUAGGCGAAGUCCAGCUGAUCUUUAUAAACAUUCAUUGCCAACAAGAGGAAGAAAUGAUAAUUAUUUAAGGUCAUCCAUACAGUCUACAGCAUCAUACUCUUCCAGGGAUGGUCGGAUCCAUAAUGACAUGUACAUUUCAGAGCAUGUUUUGCCUUAUGUUGCAAAUAGGAAUAGCUUGUACUCAACUCCAAGGGUUUUAAAUUCCUGUAGCAAUACACGUGUGUAUAAGAAAAGGCCUAGCAUUGAAUCAGAUGUUUAAAUUUUCCAUGAACACUUUAUCUAUAGGGAAAGAAUAGUUGCCACCAUCUUAGAGGGAGAAUUUUUCCUUUAACAGUAUCCUGCUCUGGUAAAUGAUACGUAAACCUCUCCCUUUCCCAAUGUACUUUUGUACACGAAUAGGUAAACUGGUAUGCUCUGAUCUAUCCUUUUAAAAUAUGUCUUGUUAAAAAGGAUAAAAAAUAGCCAUUUAUGUGUGCUUUAUAUAUAAAUGGCAAAUUGUACUGAAAUAGCCCCAAUAUAUGUUGGCAACUAUGCUGUUUUGUACCUAAUUAUUUUACUAUUUCGGUUAUUCUAAUUUAUGUUGCUAAGUAUCAUUCAAUGUACUUUUGUCCUUAGAAAUGUUUAAUGAUUUUCUAGUACUGGAUAAGCAAUAUGGUAUGCAUGUAGUAUGACACAGACAACAAGAAAUAGGGAUGCAUUUGCACAGAUUCAAAAGUAAGACUCUAAAAGAGAACAGAAAGCUAAGACUUCCAAAAAUGUAUUUUAGCUUCAUAAUCAUUUUCAAAGCCAAAUAAUAAUUAAAAAAAAAAACAAACCCCACAACCUUAAUAAAUAAAUUACCAUGUGUUAGCACAAAAUUAGGAUGUUCCUUCUAGACUGACAGACAGUAGAUGGGAAGGCAGUAACCCAAACAUGUGAACUGCUGUGUACCAAAAGGAAGCCCCAUGGAUAUUGGUUAAUGUUCAUGUACAAAUGCUUUUCUUAUAUUGCACAUGCACUUACCAUUACAAAGUAGGUUCAUUGAAAAGUUUGCAGUAAUCUUGUCAGAAAUUUCACAGCUGCCUAAUCCAGAGUAUAUAUUUUUAGAUAUCACUAUAUGGCACUUACUAUGGAGCUGUGGACUUUAUUAGUAACCUUGAGGCCUAAUGUGUACGUAAGUUUGCAUUUGCCCCUUACUGGUGAUUACUCAGGGCUGUAUAGUAUUUCUUUUAUUCUUUCACUUCCCAAACCAAAUCCCACUGUAGUUCUUUGUUCAUAGUGUAUUAGUGACAACUAAUUAAUUGUAUAUUAAUAGUAUUAAAGCUGUUAAUACAGUAUCAAACACCGACAGCCAUAAGUUCAGUGUGGUCAGUGAGGAGCAUGGUACCAUUUAUUUUUUCCAUACACAGAGAAGGAUUAACACCUUUGGAAGGACUUCUUCCUUCUACAAUAUUGUGCAUAUUUAUUGAACAUCAGACCAUUUUUCUAACCUCUCCAAUCAAGUCUGUUGUAUGAAGUGAAUAUAUGCACACGUAACUAAGAAACAGUAUCUUUAUUAUCACUUACUGAUACACAAAGGUAUUCACAUAACAGGGAUGCAUUGUUAUAUGACUUUUCCUUCUAUAGAUGUCAAUCAGAUUAUUUCACAAAUAAAAUGUCUGUUACACACCCCUCCUUACCCUCACUGGAAGAAAAAACCCACUAGAUUUUAAGCAUAAGGGAGCAUAAAAGGAAGAGAGGAAGCCUUUCAGGAGAAGAGUGUACAGCAGUAAAUUUAAUUUCAACUAAAGAAGUAAAUAUAAUUACUAAUAAAUUUAACUAUUGAAAGUGUUCCAGAAGUGGUGCUCUCCCAUUUUCCCGCUACUCUGAGAAUUUGGGAUUUUUAUGGAGAGGAAAUUUAGAUUAUUCAAGUGUUAAUCCCUUCGUUUCACUGAAGAACAGUAAGCAGGGAAACCAUUACCACUGUGAAUUGGAAAAUGUGAAUAUUAUCCUAACUUUUCUCUAAAGUGAAACUCUAUUCAGCAGAAUCGUGCCUGUCAGCUGUAAUUGAACCAUCUGCAUGCCAGAGGUGCAGUAUGCAAGGUGUUUAAUUUAGAACAGCAUACUGCAGAGCAGAGUUGCAAAUGGGAGAUAAUAUAAAUGAUGUGUAGGGAUAGUCAAAAUAAAGCUUCUUGAA